GAGACAGAAAUAAAAUUGGAAACCCUAGCAACACAUUCCAAAUCUCGACUCAGCCUAUAAGCACCACUCACCACUGUUUAGUGGCUCAACCUGAAAUACUUCCAUAGUAAUGGAGCUCUGUACUACCUCCACUGCCCAUUCCGUCUCCACUUCUCUCCCCAAUAUCUUCACCUCAAACUCCAAACCCUAUCUUCCCACACUCAACCAACUCCAUAUCCCUCCUUCCUUCCGCCGCUGCAGCGGUGGCGGACGUCUCAUCCACUCCAGUAAGUUUGCGACAAGAGCAACGUUUGAGGAGAAGCCGAGUAGUAGUAGCAGUAGUUAUGCUGCAGGAACUACCAGUAUUACUACUGAUGAACCCGCGAGUUCAGUUGUUGAUGAACCCGCGAGUUCAGUUGUUGAUGAAACCCCGGUAACUGAGUCACCUAUAGAGGAUUCUCCUCCUCCUCCUCUUGCCGACGAUGACCAAAGUAAUGACUUCUUGGACGGCCUCAAUCUGAAGCUUGACUCUGAAGAUACCUAUUCUAUUGUGUUAUAUGGUAGUGCUGCGUUGGUUGGCCUGUGGUUUAUAUCAGCAGUUGUUAGUUCUAUUGAUUCUAUACCAGUGAUUCCCAAGCUGAUGGAAGCUGUGGGACUUGGCUACAGCUUUUGGUUCACUACCCGAUAUUUGUUGUUUAAGGAAAAUAGGGACGAAUUGGCUGCUAAAGUUGCAGAGCUUAAGAAUCAGGUCAUCGGUUCAAGUGACGAUUGAUGUGCGAGGUUCCUCGUUGUGGUGCUAUAGUAAUGGUUGAAUGAGAGUUAAUAAUGGUUGAAUGAGAGUUAGAUAUGCCUUGUCUAUAUUUAGGCUUCUCAUAUAUAUUCUGGUUUCAAAAAUGAUAAAUGAAAAUGAAACACUUUAACACAAAACUUAAUUAGCUUUUAUGCAAUACAUAAGUUUACACUGUGACUUUAUAAA
Mercurialis annua (annual mercury) is the source of this 955-nucleotide messenger RNA. RefSeq names its product protein CURVATURE THYLAKOID 1D, chloroplastic. The transcript is spliced from 5 exons. The coding region runs from base 110 to 751 and encodes 213 amino acids. Gene Ontology annotation, cellular component: thylakoid; chloroplast thylakoid membrane. The record is from RefSeq and is a predicted model, not a curated record. Lineage: Eukaryota; Viridiplantae; Streptophyta; Magnoliopsida; Malpighiales; Euphorbiaceae.